This is a messenger RNA of Striga hermonthica, 1545 nucleotides long. Lineage: Eukaryota; Viridiplantae; Streptophyta; Magnoliopsida; Lamiales; Orobanchaceae. The record is from the annotation of a GenBank genome assembly.
AUGGGUGAAGAAAAACCAGUGGAUCCAAAUCCAAACCCAAAACCGGAUCCGAACCCGGCUCAGGAAUCUCCAUCCGCAGCUACGCCUUUGGAGUCGGAGAAAGAGGCCGCCAUGGCACGAGCUCCUCCAUCAUUAGGCACAAAUCCUUCAUGGUUCACUCCUAAAAGGUUGCUUGGAAUCUUCUGUGUAAUCAACUUAAUAAAUUACAUAGAUCGAGGAGCUAUAGCAAGUAACGGUGUAAAUGGGAGCCGCAGAACAUGCUCCGCUAAUAGUACUUGCUCGUCUGGUAGUGGAAUUCAGGGUGAUUUUAACCUGAAUAACUUUGAGGAUGGAGUAAUAUCAUCUGCAUUCAUGGUCGGGCUCCUUGUGGCAUCUCCAAUAUUUGCAUCUUCGGCCAAGAGUGUCAAUCCUUUUAGACUAAUUGGAGUUGGUUUGACGGUGUGGACCGUUGCUGUUGCAUUUUGUGGAUUUUCAUUUAAUUUUUGGUCCAUUGCAAUCGCCCGCAUGCUAGUGGGUGUAGGGGAGGCUUCUUUUAUUAGUCUGGCUGCUCCAUUCAUUGACGACAAUGCACCCGUCACUCAGAGAACUGCAUGGCUGGGAGCAUUCUAUAUGUGUAUACCGACUGGUAUUGCUGUGGGGUAUGUUUAUGGCGGUUUGAUGGGUCACUUUGGUUGGCGUUGGGCAUUCUGGGUGGAGGCACUUUUGAUGCUCCCUUUUGCGGUUUUAGGCUUUGUGAUGAAACCAUUGCAGUUGAAAGGUCAUGUUCCUACUCUUAAAGGUGGUGAAAUUUCCAGAACAGAAGGUGUUGCAGAUGGAAGUUCAAAGCCUUUGAGGUCAGGAGCUUUGACAGUAUUCGGGAAAGAUAUGAAAGCUCUCUUAGUCGAUAAGAUUUAUUUGGUGAAUGUUCUUGGUUACAUUGCAUAUAAUUUCGUCAUAGGUGCCUAUUCCUAUUGGGGACCUAAGGCGGGUUACAAUAUAUAUCACAUGAGCAAUGCUGAUUAUAUGUUUGGAGGUGUCACAGCAGCCUGUGGAAUAUUAGGCUCACUAGCCGGUGGUUUUAUUCUCGACCGAAUGACUUCAACAAUAUCUAAUGCUUUUAAGCUUCUAUCGUUGGCCACAUUUUCUGGAGCUGUGUUUUGCUUUGCUGCAUUUUGCUUUAAGAGCCUAUAUGCGUUUUUGGCUCUUUUUGCAAUAGGAGAGCUGCUCGUAUUUGCUACCCAGGCCCCGGUUAAUUUUGUGUGCCUGCACUGUGUUAAGCCGAGUCUCAGACCAUUAUCUAUGGCGAUAUCGACUGUAUCAAUUCACAUAUUCGGUGAUGUGCCCUCAUCUCCCCUUGUUGGGCUUCUCCAGGAUCGAAUAAACAAUUGGAGGGCCACCGCUUUAAUUUUAACUUCGAUUCUAUUUGUGGCAGCCACAAUAUGGUUUAUUGGGGUUUUUCUUCAUAGCAUGGAUAGGUAUAACGAAGAUAGCGAGCAUCAAGUUACUUUGGUCGACAAAUCCAAUGCGACUCCAUUGCUGGCCGAGAAGACUACAGAAACUGCGUAG